This is a messenger RNA of Phycodurus eques (leafy seadragon), 2194 nucleotides long. Its product is annotated as serine/threonine-protein kinase SBK1. Lineage: Eukaryota; Metazoa; Chordata; Actinopteri; Syngnathiformes; Syngnathidae. Bases 162 to 1142 code for a protein of 326 amino acids. The record is from RefSeq and is a predicted model, not a curated record. Gene Ontology annotation, biological process: peptidyl-threonine phosphorylation; peptidyl-serine phosphorylation. The transcript has 4 exons. Gene Ontology annotation, molecular function: ATP binding; protein serine/threonine kinase activity.
AGUUGAGCUAUGUGCUGGGCAGGGAAAAGCUCUCAGGUCCCCUCGGUAUGUUCAUCCAAGCAACAGCAGUGGACGUGAACAACAUACUGUAUUGACACCAUCUGCUUUGCUGCACUCACAACUACAAGGUGUUUGGAGUGUUCUGUCUGAGUGAGCUAGAGAUGAUUCAGUUGGGCCUCACUGACGGCAGCCUGAUUGAUGAGCUGAUGGCGCUAACGUCCCAGAGUCUUGGCCAACUGGAGAUCCACGAACACUUCAACGUCAUCAAGGAAAUAGGCCGAGGAAAAUACGGCAAAGUGCUGCUGGUCACGCAUCGCUUCAGGGGGACUCCCAUGGCUUUAAAAGUGAUGCCAAAGACCUCAACUAAGCUGCAGGGCUUCCUGCGAGAGUACUGCAUCUCCUUGCAUCUGUCCUGCCACCCCUGCAUCGUGGGUCUCUUUGGUAUUGCCUUCCAGUCUACUGAGCACUACUGCUUUGCCCAGGAGCUUGUCAUUGGGCGGGACCUUUUUGCUGUCAUUCAGCCGAAGGUGGGCAUCCCUGAGUCAUCUGCUAAACGUUGCGUCGUGCAGAUUGCCAGUGCUUUGGAGUUCAUCCACAGCCGGGGCCUGGUCCACCGAGAUGUCAAGCCUGAGAACAUCCUUCUGCUGGAUCAUGACUGCUGCCAGGUCAAGCUGGCAGACUUUGGCCUGGCCCAGAAGAGGGGCACUCUGAUCAGUUUCAUCACAGGGAUCCUGCCUUACAUGGCUCCUGAGCUUUGCACCAUUGCUCUCCUAGAGGGCCAGAAAGAAGUAAUUGCUCCUCCGCUAAGUGUGGAGCCAAGUCUGGACACCUGGGCCUUUGGGGUGCUUAUAUUUUGCAUCCUGACAGGCUACUUUCCUUGGGAGCGUUGCACGGAUUCGGAUGACUGCUAUCAGGAUUUUGCUGACUGGACCAGAUUGGGAGAAAAUGCCCCCACUGAGGACAAUCCUCAGCUGUGGAAGAGGUUCACUCCAGAAGCCAUGGAGUUGUUCAGUAAGCUCCUGGCUGUGGAAGCAGAAAAGAGGUACACCGAAGGGGUGGUGACAGAAUACGUGGGGAAGGCAUGGCUUAAAAAGGAACAUGGGAUGGAGCAGCAUGAGACAGUUGAAAGAGACAAAGAGUAAUCCUGGACAUACUGAGCUAACGAAUAAUUGCAACAAAUUCCAUUUGCAGCAUGUGUUGAAACCAUGUAAUAACAUCCAAAUCUAUUAAACUUCAAUCCCUAAAUUGGUUGCAAAAUGACUGAUCUGUACAGUUUACAAAACAAUGUACAUAUUUCUCCUAGGGCUUUACAUUUGGAAAACAUGCUGUGACUGGUGAAAGUAUUGUGUCAUCAGGUUUGUGCCAUUGGACUUACAUUAAUUUGCAGCCAUUGAAAUUAAUGUAUAUCAUCAUUUGAAUUAUUUUCAGUUCUUGUAUUAUACAGUGGGUACAGAAAGUAUUCAGACCCCCUUAAAUGUUCACUCUUUUUUUAUAUUGCGGCCAUUUGCUAAAAUCAUUUAAGUAAUUUUUUUUCUACAUUAAUGUAAACACAGCACCCCAUAUAGACAGAAAAAAGACGGAAUUGUUGAAAUUUUUGCAGAUGUAUUAAAAAAGAGAAACUGAAAUAUCACACAGCCAUAAGUAUUCAGACCCUUUGCUCAGGAUUUAGUAGAAUCACCCUUUUGAGCUAAUACAGCCAUGAGUCUCUUUGGGAAUGAUGAAUGAGUUUUUCACACCUGGAUUUGGGGAUCCUCUGCCAUUCCUCCUUGCAGAUCCACUCCAGUUCUGUCAGGUUGGAUGGUGAACGUUGGUGGGCAGCCAUUUUCAGGUAUUUUCAGAGAUGCUCAAUUGGGUUUAAGUCAGGGCUCUGGCUGGGCCAUUCAGAAACAGUCACGGAGUUGUUCUGAACCCACUACUUCGGUAUUUUAGCUGUGUGCUUAGGGUCAUUGUCUCUUUUGAAGGUGAAACUUCGGCCCAGUCUAAGGUUCUGAGCACUCUGGAGAAGGUUUUUGUCCAGGAUAUCCCUGUACUUGGCCGCAUUCAUCUUUUCUUCGAUUGCAACCAGUCUUCCUGUCCAUGCAGCUGAAAAACACCCCCACAGCAUAAUGCUGCCACCACCAUGCUUCACUGUUGGGACUGUAUUGGACAGGUGAUGAGCAGUGCCAGGUUUUCUCCACACAUGCCACUUAGAAUU